This is a messenger RNA of Moesziomyces aphidis, 1323 nucleotides long. The record is from the annotation of a GenBank genome assembly. NCBI's taxonomy places the organism in Eukaryota, Fungi, Basidiomycota, Ustilaginomycetes, Ustilaginales, Ustilaginaceae.
AUGCAGCGCGUUCGGCGUGACGAAAUGGGCUCGGACGGGCGCACGCGUGUCGACGACACCGAUCCCCGGAUCUCGUUUGCACCGAGCAACUCGCCGUUCGUCACCGAAAGUUCGGUGUGGACGAUCCCCAAGAGUCCACUCGCCUACAAUGGCUCCUUUGUCGCUAGCGACGCUGACGACGCCAAGCUCAGCUUCCCCUUUUCGGGCGACACGCUGCAUGUAGGUAUGCUGCAUACAGCGGCUGGGAUCAGUGCACGCCUGACGCUCGAGAACGGCACCUCCCUCCCACUCAGCAUAACGCCGCAAGAGGCCGCCGCGAGUCUACCCGGUAACAGCACGACAGCGUUCCAGAGAAAGGUGCUUCGUUUCAGCGAUCUUGGCUGCUCGAACCACACGGCCACCAUCACGCCGGAACCCAACACGCUCGCACCGAUCUACUUUGACUUCUACAGCUACAAGCCUCCUGGUCCCAACGGCUGUUCGCCUCCUGCCCCAACUGCAGGCGGAAGGGGUAGUGUGGAUGAGCACACCAUGCUGCACGCGGGCAUCGGGGCCAUGGCUGCGAUCACGUGUGUGGCGGUUGGAGUGCUGGUGUACUUUUGGACCAAGCGGAGGAAGAAGCCAAAGGUCGACGAGGUGGAUCGAAUGUACAAGCCGCGACGGGCACAGACGAGUGUGGAGACGAUGGCUAUGCCGCUUGCUGGGGCGUACUAUGGUAACAAGCUGUCUGUAGAGCAUGAAGAGUACCGCCCGCGCGGGCUGCACACGCUGCCCGUCCCGGCAACCGAGUCCGGACGCAGCAGUACGUACACGGAAGAAGAAGCAUUCAACAUCGGUCAAACGCUCCUCGGCCUCGAUCACGAAGCUUCUUCGCAUCUCGAUUGCAAACCGGGACAGGAGAAUGCAACCACCUCGGCGCUGUUAUCCUCUCACGCAGAUGGAGAGGAGAAGAGUGCGGCGACGGCGCCGCAGUCGGUGCGACGUCCGUGCACGGCAUCUGCAGUGGACCGACUGUGCAGCGACGCAAGGGAGUUGGCGGUGACACGAGCGCUGUCACCAUUCCAGCGACGCCUUCCGACCGCACCGGCGGUUCCGGUAGCAGGUCGCUUUCGUCGCAACUCUACGGCUUCCGUCGAGACCCAUUGGACAUCGGCAUCUCUCGACGAGUCGCGCCUCGACACCACGGGCAUGACGAUCGAGCACGAGCGAGGGCGCGUGCUGAGCAACGCUACGCUUCCUCGCAGACCACCAAAGUCACCACACCGCCCUACGACGGGCACCAACCCCCCACCCCCACUCUCCUACCUGCCCUUCACUCUUUGA